GGAGAGAGUGGAAUGGGGAGGGGAAGAGUUCAGCUGAAGCGAAUAGAGAACAAAAUAAAUCAGCAAGUCACGUUCUCUAAGCGAAGAUCCGGGCUGCUGAAGAAGGCGCACGAGAUCUCGGUGCUGUGCGAUGCAGAUGUCGCUCUCAUCAUUUUUUCAAACAAGGGAAAGCUCUGCGAGUACUCCACUGAUUCCAGUAUGGAGAAGAUUCUUGAACGUUAUGAACACUACUCAUAUACUGAAAGAGCACUAUAUUCCAAUGAAGACAACCCCCAGGCAGAUUGGCGCCUUGAAUAUAAUAAAAUGAAGGCAAAGGUUGAAAGCUUACAAAAGAGCCAACGGCACCUUAUGGGGGAGCAACUUGACUCUUUGAGCAUUAAAGAGCUCCAACAUCUUGAGCAGCAGCUUGAAAGUUCUUUGAAGCAUAUAAGAUCAAGAAAGACACAGCUCAUGGUAGAUUCAAUUUCUGAGCUACAAAAAAAGGAAAAAUUGUUGCUGGAGCAAAACAAGACCUUGCAGGAUAUGGCUAAAGCGAAGGCCAAAGCUUUGGUGCAGAAUGCAGCAUGGGAGCAGCAGAACAAAUCCCAGUAUAGCUCUGCACCUCCUCAUGCUGUGAUUUCAGAUUCUGUCCCAACUCCUACCAGCAGAACAUUUCGAGCAAGAGCAAAUGGAGAAGAAUCACCUCAGCCGCAGUUAAGAUUAGGCAACACUUUACUUCCACCAUGGAUGCUCAGUCACGUUAAUGGCUAAAAAAUAACUGUAAUCCAAUUUUAACUCGUUUUGUACCGUGGUAUUUGAUUCAUGUAUGCUUUUAUAUUAGCUGUUAUGUCUUCC
Messenger RNA from Phalaenopsis equestris, 834 nucleotides. RefSeq names its product truncated transcription factor CAULIFLOWER A-like. Gene Ontology annotation, cellular component: nucleus. The transcript has 8 exons. Gene Ontology annotation, biological process: positive regulation of transcription by RNA polymerase II. Lineage: Eukaryota; Viridiplantae; Streptophyta; Magnoliopsida; Asparagales; Orchidaceae. The coding region runs from base 13 to 750 and encodes 245 amino acids. The record is from RefSeq and is a predicted model, not a curated record. Gene Ontology annotation, molecular function: DNA-binding transcription factor activity, RNA polymerase II-specific; RNA polymerase II cis-regulatory region sequence-specific DNA binding; protein dimerization activity.